AGGAGACACACUUAACUUGGUCAUGAUGGCAGCAAUUGCACUUCUGGUGUUUAUUCCAGCUGUGGAGUCAUGCUUGCGCUUGAGCAGCAAUACAACAACGGUAAAUGUGACCACAGGCUCUGAUGUGCUACUGAACUGCCACUUUGUGUACAAAUUCAAAUUAACCCUAGGAAUGAUCUCAGUUUCGUGGAGGAGGCAGCCUGCAACUGAGGAAAGUCAACAGAUGAUAGCACAUUUUGAUGGCCUAAACCUCCAAACUUUCUACAAUAACUCAUUUCUCUCACCAAAAGCACUGUUGGAAGGAGAUGCAAGCUUGCUAAUGAAGAAUGUGUCUAACUCUGACACAGGAGAUUACUUCUGUGAUGUCCUGGUGACACCAGUAAAGAAAGAAAUCCAACUCAACUUAAAUGUAGCAGGUCAGGCUAUGACACUGACUCACUGAAAGUUGGACCUUCCAGAUACAGGUACAUUUUAUGUGGAUGGACCCUGUAAGAAUAAGUAAAAUGUCCAAGAGUCUCAGAGUAAAAGCAAACCUGUGAUUCUCUAGGCGAUCCCCUAGGAGGAAGUUUUGAUAGGACAGUAGGCACUCAAUCUGACAGAAAGUGUGCUCAAAUAUCUAACCAAGAAAGUCAGUCCAUGGAGGAAAAGCAGAUUACAACAGCAGCAUAUGGUUCUUGACUUUGAACAGUGGGACAUCUAGUCCAUUUAAAACGGGAAACCCAGAAGAUCCCUUGUACCCCUGCCCCUCUAACUGACUGUCUCUGUAGCCAAAAUAUCCUAAGCCUAACCCUAUAGAAAUAACUUGGCCAAAGAAAUCAAAGAA
Polypterus senegalus (gray bichir) is the source of this 823-nucleotide messenger RNA. RefSeq names its product natural cytotoxicity triggering receptor 3 ligand 1-like. The record is from RefSeq and is a predicted model, not a curated record. Lineage: Eukaryota; Metazoa; Chordata; Cladistia; Polypteriformes; Polypteridae. The coding region runs from base 23 to 442 and encodes 139 amino acids. The transcript is spliced from 3 exons.